UCCCGGUCUCAGUAUGGGUGUGGUGAUUUCGGGCGAAGACUGACUCAAAUCCCGUUUUUACUUUGCUGGCAGGAUCUUUUAAACGUUUCACUUCUCUCGAUAGUAUUAAUUGGGAAUUUUUUUUAAAAUACCAUCUGCGGGGAUCAUGUGCGGAAUCUAGAGGCGGACGUUUAAAGCGUAGUUUGAGAGUGUGGGGAAAGGACUGUUCGAAGCGCAGUUCAGCCAGGUGUUGGCUGCACAUUUGGUGAAGAUCGUGGACUCGCUGUUGGAGGAGGGACAAUGAGUGAAUUGGAACAAUUGCGGCAGGAGGCGGAGCAACUUCGGAACCAAAUCAAAGAUGCACGGAAAGCUUGCAGUGAUUCCACUCUCUCUCAGAUCACAGCUGGUCUGGACUCAGUGGGGAGGAUUCAGAUGCGUACAAGGCGCACUCUUAGAGGCCACCUAGCCAAAAUUUACGCCAUGCACUGGGCCACCGACUCCAGGCUUCUCGUCAGUGCCUCUCAGGAUGGAAAACUGAUUAUUUGGGACAGCUACACGACAAACAAGAUACACGCUAUCCCACUGCGCUCCUCCUGGGUGAUGACCUGUGCAUACGCACCCUCUGGGAACUAUGUGGCUUGCGGAGGCCUGGACAACAUCUGUUCCAUCUAUAGCUUGAAGACCCGUGAGGGCAACGUCCGGGUCACAAGAGAACUCCCAGGACACACAGGCUAUUUGUCUUGCUGUCGUUUUCUGGACGACAACCAGAUUGUCACCAGUUCUGGAGACACCACCUGUGCAUUAUGGGACAUUGAAACAGGCCAGCAGACGACCACGUUCACAGGCCACAGUGGAGAUGUCAUGAGCCUGUCUCUCAGCCCUGACUACAAGACCUUUGUGUCAGGUGCCUGCGAUGCCUCCUCCAAACUCUGGGACAUUCGGGACGGCAUGUGCAGGCAGUCUUUCACCGGCCACGUGUCCGACAUCAAUGCCGUCUCCUUUUUUCCCAAUGGGAACGCCUUUGCCACUGGCUCAGACGAUGCCACCUGCAGGCUGUUUGAUCUCCGGGCUGACCAGGAGCUCAUGAUGUAUUCCCACGACAACAUCAUCUGCGGGAUCACCUCAGUGGCCUUUUCCAAAAGCGGUCGUCUCCUGCUUGCCGGCUAUGACGAUUUCAACUGCAACGUCUGGGACACGUUGAAAGGAGAGCGUGCAGGUGUCUUGGCUGGUCAUGACAACCGUGUCAGCUGCUUAGGGGUGACUGACGAUGGCAUGGCAGUAGCCACUGGCUCCUGGGACAGUUUCCUCAGAAUCUGGAAUUAACCGUCAAGGCAGGACUGAUGGGCAGAGGCUGGCGAGGAGGGGAGAACAACACACCUGUUGCCCGGCAUGGGGAGUCCUUGCCGCCGCCCCGCACCUGUGAGCAAUGUCACCUUCUUUCGACCUUUCUAGGUGACUCCUCCACCUCUGUUCCACAUGACCCAAAGCUUUCGGUACACAGUCCAAUCAGUCGAAGAGUUGAAAUGUCGACUUUGACGAGACUCCGAGUUUUGACAGGGAUCGCGAGUAUGUUGCCAUUCUUUCCAUGCUAGGAGCCAGUAAUUGUGACAUGUAUGUUGCCUUGUAUGUGUAUUACAUGCAUAACGUGUGUAUGUACACAUGCACGUAGAAUGCAGUAAUAUCCAGUUUAUUGGUAUUUAUGUUCUGGGCUCCUUUUCUUGUUCUCUCUGAUUUCUGGCCCUUUUGAUGUACAUUACAUGUAUUCAGUACUAGCCAAUGCCACACGUGAUGUUCAUAUGCAUUAUGAAAUUUGCAAAUGUUACUAAUAUGUUGCAGUAGUCAAUACAGAAAUAACAUUAACAGUAGUAUUUGGUGGGUAUCUCCACUACAACCCCUCCGGUUUCACUUGACCUGCUGUGAUGCCCUGUGGCUCUUUCUUUUUCCCAGGGUAAGACUAAUUGCUGUCUUUCACUUUGUUGCCUACAGCUCUAAUGCGGGUGAGUUCUUUGUUUUGGGUUGGUGUUAACUGAGCUGAAAUUCUCCCAAAAAUGCACCCACGUUGAGCACAGGACAGUGAUAGUGUGUCCAGUUCUUCAGUCGUAGCUUUGGGUUACACCCACUUGAAGACCAUGCAAAGUGGUUUUGUGUAGCCUCUAGCUGGAAUCCUGUAGGGUGUACAAAUGUUUGUGCCCCAUUCUUCAAGAAUGCGAUGCAGUAGUUUGAAGGAACUAAUCGUGAUGCACUAGGUGAGCCAACCCUUUUGGAAGUGUUUCGUGGAGCUCUCUUGACAAGAAUGAAAGCCGGACGGCUGACACCUGUUGAAACCUUAAUACAGCAUGCAAAGGAAUGGCAGUGAUGUUUACCACAUUGGGAAGUGGCUGCUUUCAUGUCACUAGACUGGUGCAGUUCAUCACAAGUGGUAGCUGUGUGUACAUUCUGCAUCCUGUGUGCCAUUUUCACACCAUCUGGAGGUGACAGGUCUCUUACGAAGACCAUUUAGGCAAGUAGUGCCUUUUCAUGCUCUUGUCGUUGGGGAUUUCACGGCCCCGUCUUGUUUCUCUCAGCAGUGAGUCGAGCUGCUGCUGUUGAAUUCAAAGCUCCACAGCAGGCCUUGUGCGUGCGAACUGGUCAGUGGUAAAGUGAUGUGGACACUUGUAUUCUGAUGCGGCAAUCUGUUUGUGUAUAGAUCACUACUCUGGUCAGUUGCCAUCCCACCUCUCUGUUUUAUGCGUGGGUUGUGACGUUGUUACCCAGACACACUCUGCCUUACUGUGAGGAAUGCGCACGCGCACACAGGCGCGUCUGCGGUCACUCGGUACCGUUCAGCUCACACAUGAAGCCUUUUGCUCUCAUGGUGCUCGAAACCCAUGCCCCAGCACUGCCCCCUGCUGGAAAUGUUUGACCGUUUAGCCUUUUUGAAGCGUAACCCCUUUUAUUGGCUGCUGAGAUGGAAUAAUUGACCCCUAAGAAUUGUCUUGUGUUAAUGGGUCUUGGUGUACCUUGCAGCAGGUCCUAAAAAGAGCCGGUUGCCUUAGUGUUUUAGCUCAGCUACAGUGACCAAAAUGGCCAGAUGCCCUAAAGACAUGCUUGACAAUUUUAGUGGAAACAGCUGGUUGAGUCAAGGAAGCCAUGGUGCCCACCCCCAACAGCAGUGUUUGGGUUUUUCUUCCUGUAAACUAAUGUAUUAGAUUUGUCAGCUAGUGCAUUUUUUUUAAUGUUAGUUACAUGAUCCUCGGCCCUUAAUAUGUUUAUAUUCAUGUUUAAAAUAAAGUGGAAGUAUUGCAGACAGUACAUAAAGGAUGUUUUACAGUUCAGUGUUGACAGUAACUUUCUGUAAUUUUUUUCCUUCCAAAGUGUGUAUCAAGGGUGGGAGGUUGCAUGUGUGAGGUACACUCCAGAGGUUUAGUUUCCAACUAGAAGUGCCAAAUUUAAACAGCUGCCUGGCGCUCUGAGAAUAUAGCCUAGUGGCUAUGUUCUCCCCCCCCACCACCACCCCUUUACAUAUGGGACAGCUGAACAGCAAAGCUGCCUUAGUGGAAGCAUGGGGACAAGGCAUUUUCACUAAACUUCAGACCAUUCCUGAAAUCACAGGUUUCAGGUUUAGUCCUGUACUAAUGGUUCUCAAGUCAUAAAAGUGACUUUCAGCAAGGAGCAGAUUAUUAAUGCAGUGUUUUGUACAAAGUGCAGCAGUAUUGUUUUAGCACAUUAAAACAUCCCUGUACAACACAGCUUUCACGUAGGAGUUGGGACACAAUUUCCAGAAACAACCCUUCCUCUUAUUAAUCAUUUUUAUAUAUGCAUUUUGAAGGGCCUCAUUCAGGAAAUGGAAGAGGAUGUAAGUUAUUUUAUCACAGGUAAAAUUUUGUAAUUGAAAGGAAGAGCACCAGACUGCACCCAUUUGUUCCAGCUUGUUCUGUACAUCCUGUUCCAUUUUAUGACACAUUGACACAGAUUCAGUACUAAUGGUGUUGGCUCCAUGUAUUCCAAGUCUUAUUUAUUUUGAGCCAGAUAAAUUCAGGGACUUGAUACCAUAAGUUCCUACAGUGCUGUUAAAUUAUCACUUGCUAUGAAUUUUUUAGCUUUUUUUUCACACCAACUUUUUGUACAGUGGCUUGGUGAUACUGUAUGUUGCUAUGAAUUGAUAUUGUAACCAAUAAAAGCUUUUACCCAGUUCUCUCU
Messenger RNA from Scleropages formosus (Asian bonytongue), 4158 nucleotides. RefSeq names its product guanine nucleotide-binding protein subunit beta-4. The transcript is spliced from 10 exons. Bases 280 to 1302 code for a protein of 340 amino acids. Gene Ontology annotation, biological process: signal transduction. NCBI's taxonomy places the organism in Eukaryota, Metazoa, Chordata, Actinopteri, Osteoglossiformes, Osteoglossidae. Gene Ontology annotation, molecular function: protein binding. The record is from RefSeq and is a predicted model, not a curated record.